Messenger RNA from Trichoderma citrinoviride, 939 nucleotides. RefSeq lists its product as hypothetical. NCBI's taxonomy places the organism in Eukaryota, Fungi, Ascomycota, Sordariomycetes, Hypocreales, Hypocreaceae. Gene Ontology annotation, cellular component: cytosol. The coding region runs from base 1 to 939 and encodes 312 amino acids. Gene Ontology annotation, biological process: L-threonine catabolic process; glycine biosynthetic process. Gene Ontology annotation, molecular function: L-allo-threonine aldolase activity. The transcript has 4 exons. The record is from RefSeq and is a predicted model, not a curated record.
AUGGGAAGCGCAGAGACGAAUGCCUGGGUGGGCGUCAAGGGCCCCGGAUCGCUGGACCUGCGAAGCGACGUCAUGACGGUCCCGACCCCGUCCAUGCUGGCCGCCAUCUCCCGGUGCAGCCUCCGCGACGACGUCUUCAACGAGGAUCCCACCACCCAGGACCUCGAGGCCCACGUCGCCCGGCUGGCCGGCAAGGAGGCCGGCCUGUUUGUCCUCUCGGGCACAAUGGGCAACCAGGUGGCCCUGCGAAGCCUCCUCGUCCAGCCCCCCCACGGCGUGCUGGCCGACCAUCGCUCGCACAUUAUUCUCUAUGAAGCCGGCGGAGUAUCCUCCCUGACUGGCGCAACCGUCAAGCCGGUCGUCCCCCGAAACGGCAAUCACCUCACCCUCGAGGACGUCGAGGCCAACGCCGUCAUCAGCGACAACGUCCACGACUGCCCCACGCGCGUCAUCAGCCUCGAGAACACGCUCAACGGCAUGGUCAUGCCCCUGAGCGAGGGGCUGGGCGCGCCCGUGGGCAGCAUCAUCGUCGGCGACAAGAGGACGCUGGCCCACGCGCGGUGGACGCGCAAGUCGAUUGGCGGCGGGAUGCGGCAGCCGGGCUUCAUCACGGCCGUCGCGCGGGUGGCCGUCGACGAGACGUUUGGGACCCAGCCCGACGGCAGCGACGGGCUGCUGAAGCAGUCCCACGAGAUGGCCAAGCGGGUCGAGGCGCUGUGGACGGGGCUGGGCGGCAAGCUGGUGCACCCGGUCCACACCAACAUGGCCUGGGUGGACCUCGAGGCCGCCGGGUGCAGCGCCGAGAGGUUCAUCGAGCUGGGCAGGGAGGAAGGGCUGGCGCUGGGGGGAGGACGGCUGGUGACGCACUACCAGGUUGCGCAGAACGGGGCCGAGGUGCUGAAGCGGCUGGAGAGGCUGUUUAAGAAGGUUUUGGCUUAG